AUGCCCAAAGGCGUUCGCAGUGUCGGGCAGUGGAGAUGCUCGUACGAGGGGUGUCCCGAUCCCGACUACCCUCGCGAACUCUCUGCAUCGGCGACAAAUAGGGCCACCUCCCAUCGCAAGAGUACCCUACACGGAUACAAGUAUCACCACAAGCAGGUCACCGUCCAUUACAAGGGCCAGCGCAUUACCGUCAAACGAGACCAGCACGGCCUCUUCCAAUGCCCAUGUGGCGACCCCGCACACGCCCGCCGGCGCAGCGAUCGUCUCGUAUACGUCUGUAACCUGAAGAAUCAUCCACCUCCUGGCGUAGUUGGUGGCCGAGCAGAUACACCAACGCCGGAGGACAACGAUACGAUUGUCAUCCAACGACGACCGCCGUCUCGUAGCAAUGGCGCCUCAUCCAACGCCGCCGUGGCCACUACCUCGACCAGCCGGAGGGCAUGUCGCAGAUCGAAAUCAAGGACGCUGGUUACGACUGGAGUGGGUGGUAGCCGCAAGCGCGCGUCUGAAGCGACUGAAGAGGUCUCGGAUGGAGAGACGAGCGACGAGGAGUUGAUGGUGCUUCGCAGCACGUACGCGCAGGUGAGGGAGCUCAGCUAUUAUACGCCCUCGCCUCACCACGCUACCCAGCUCAAGGAGGCCGAAAAGCGGAGGCUGCGACGUCGGAUUGCGCGGAUCACCUCUUGA
This is a messenger RNA of Schizophyllum commune H4-8, 687 nucleotides long. RefSeq lists its product as uncharacterized. The record is from RefSeq and is a predicted model, not a curated record. Bases 1 to 687 code for a protein of 228 amino acids. The transcript is spliced from 4 exons. NCBI's taxonomy places the organism in Eukaryota, Fungi, Basidiomycota, Agaricomycetes, Agaricales, Schizophyllaceae.